Hyaloscypha bicolor E is the source of this 855-nucleotide messenger RNA. Its product is annotated as F-actin capping protein, beta subunit. Bases 1 to 855 code for a protein of 284 amino acids. Gene Ontology annotation, molecular function: actin filament binding. Gene Ontology annotation, biological process: cell morphogenesis; actin cytoskeleton organization; barbed-end actin filament capping. NCBI's taxonomy places the organism in Eukaryota, Fungi, Ascomycota, Leotiomycetes, Helotiales, Hyaloscyphaceae. The transcript is spliced from 3 exons. Gene Ontology annotation, cellular component: actin cortical patch; F-actin capping protein complex; cytoplasm. The record is from RefSeq and is a predicted model, not a curated record.
AUGUCAGAAGCCGACCAAUUUGACAGUGCGCUCGACCUCCUCCGCCGCCUCGACCCUAAGCAUACCUCCGAACACCUCAACUCCGUCAUCUCACUUGUCCCCACCCUAACAGAAGACCUCCUCUCUUCCGUCGACCAACCUCUCACCAUAGCCCGCUGCCGCAAGACGGGGAGAGACUAUCUACUCUGUGACUACAAUCGCGACGGCGACAGCUACCGGUCUCCCUGGUCCGGCGAGUUCGAGACCCCGCUAGGAGGCAGCGGGGCCGGCGGUGUCGAUGAUCAAGGCAACAAUGAAGGCGCUGGGGAAGGCGCUGUACCUAGUGAGAGAGUAAGGAAGAUGGAGGUUAGAGCGAACGAGGCGUUUGAUGUUUAUAGGGAGCUGUACUAUGAGGGUGGUGUGAGCAGCGUUUAUUUCUGGAACUUGGAUGAUGGGUUUGCGGGCGUUGUGCUUUUGAAGAAAGUUGCUACGCCGGCUGGGAAAAGUCAGGGGACUUGGGAUUCGAUUCACGUGUUUGAGGCUGUUGAUCGGGCUCGCACGGCACAUUACAAGCUUACCAGUACUGUCAUUCUGCAUCUCUCUACGGGGAACGAUGCGUUGGGAGAGAUGGACUUGAGUGGAAACAUGACUCGCCAAAUCGAGAGUGACCUGCCAGUUGACGAUGACACUUCUCAUAUUGCGAAUAUCGGCAAGCUGGUCGAGGAUAUGGAGCUCAAGAUGAGGAACUUGUUGCAGGAGGUGUACUUUGGGAAGGCGAAGGAUGUGGUUGGUGAUUUGAGGAGUAUUGCACCGUUGACGGAGGCCAAUAGAGAUAAAGCGACACAUCAAGAGAUGAUCAACUCGAUGAAGCGGUAA